Erigeron canadensis is the source of this 958-nucleotide messenger RNA. RefSeq lists its product as uncharacterized. Bases 66 to 725 code for a protein of 219 amino acids. The record is from RefSeq and is a predicted model, not a curated record. The transcript has 2 exons. NCBI's taxonomy places the organism in Eukaryota, Viridiplantae, Streptophyta, Magnoliopsida, Asterales, Asteraceae.
CCUUACAAACCGCCUAAAACCAUACCAAAUCUGCAAAUCUCAAAAUCAAUUUCUGAAAAAUUACUAUGUCAAGAAUGAUGCGUUCGGAUCGAAAACCACCGCUAGCGUUGCGAUCUCCGAUUAGGCUUCGUCCCCGUCCCCCUCUUCAUUCAAAAAGCCUAAAUAGUAUUCAAACCCCAUCAUCAGGUUAUUUGACAAAGUCCUGUAUGCGCAAACGGUCUUCCAACUUGGAAGAAACUGAACUCCGUCCUGAAUACCAAACGAUAUCUUGCGAGUUAAAAGCUUUAUCAAAGAUGGUUCAAGAUAACCUGAGUGGAUCCGCCACUACAAAUCAAUCUGCAAAUGCUCAUAAUGGGAAUCUUAUGUUCGAAAGGGGCAGGUUGUAUUAUGAGUAUUCGGCUAGAAGGAAUGAAAGGCUGAAAAGGAAGAGAGGAGACUAUGAUGCUGAGAAAAAGACUCCAUCCAAACAGUAUCUUGGGGUUAGAGUCGAGUCAGCAAAAAAAGCGACAAGGGAAGUCAGAAAAUACGAGAGUGCAAGGAAGAUGGCGACGCCGAUGGUGGAGAGAAGAGAGGUGGUGGCGUCAGCGACUACACAGAGGUAUUCGUUGAGAAGUAGCAUGAAAGAAAACAAGAAACCACCGUUGGCUACGAGUUUUGAAAGAACAGUGGAUGCAACUGUGGGAAGAAAAACUACGGUUAGAAGGACUGCAAGAAAAGGAUACUAGCUGCAGCCAUUUCGUACCUUCUUAUUAGUAUUAGUAUUACCGGUACGGGUUAUGAUCAUAGAUACAGGCCAUGUUACUGGGUAUGUGUUUGAAGUGAUGGUUAAUAUUUGAGUGCAUCUUUGGUGCCUGUUAGUGAAAGUUGCAAUCAAUUGGAUUUAUGUUGGUUGCUAAGAACUUAUGGUGUAGUUCUUUGUUUUUGAUAUAUUUGAAGUAAAAUGAAUUAAGUUCUUCUA